AUGAGACUGCGGUCUCGAGCCCAAUCCACCAAGAAUACGCAGCAGCAACAGCAGCAGUCACAACCUCAUGCCAAUGGUGAUAGUACUCGACCACAUCAUGUAAAUCAAGAAGAAGGCCCGAAUGAUGUGAACGACGAGCAUUCAGACCACUUCAAUUACCUGCCGACGAGCUUGCUGGAUAUGCCAAGCGACUUGAAUCUCGGAUUGGAUCCCUCCUCGUUACAGGCCGACAUCCAUCCUGCAUUGACGGCUCCGUAUGGUGCCGCAGGGAGUCUUCACGCGAGUCAACCGUCAUGUCCUCCUCAACCGGCGUCUCAUCUGAGAACUGCUGAACAAGCAGGACAGACACGCUGGAGUGAUGCUCCCAAUCAAGAACCUUCUAACGACUUGUACGACUUUUCAUUACCCGCCACGAUGCGGCCUUCCUUUCCCUCGACCUAUCACAGACAUCGCGUGUCUCUGGCUGGAAACAUGUCCCCUCAGCAUGCACAGCAGCAAGGGCACGAUGACAUGAUGGUGGACUUUGACCAAGCAGGAGAGAACUUAAAAGGAGCCGAUGGCAAAGGUUCACGUCCAGAUUCUGGCUAUGGUAAUGAAUUAUCUCCUUCCGAUCUACUGCAGUCGCCUUAUGGGGACGCGCCAGAUUCAGACUCGGAGCUGCGGGGCAAUCCCCAAGACCGGGAGGAGCCCUCAAAUCCAAUUCCUGACGCGCAUCACUCCAAUGACUUCUUGGAUCCGCAGACUGUCAGACACCAACGUGCAGCUUCACCAGCACAUGCAGUCAAUACCCGUCGUUUGUACUGGGCAGGGGACGCAGGGGAGUGGUUCAGGAUACCCUCUGAGCCCUAUAGAACUACCAGUGGACUGCACGUUUAA
Molecule: messenger RNA, 876 nt
Organism: Aspergillus viridinutans
Lineage: Eukaryota; Fungi; Ascomycota; Eurotiomycetes; Eurotiales; Aspergillaceae
Exons: 2
Coding region: 1-876 (291 amino acids)
Source: RefSeq, a predicted model, not a curated record